GAAAGCUUAAAAGGUGAUCAUGUUUUUACACAUCGAGAGAGCGAGAGCGACAGAAAAAGUCACACGCUUUUGCAUGAACUAUGUAUUUACUAGUCGUGGAUCGUACCAAUAUGUAAGCAAUAGAGCGUAGCCACUACUGUUCUUGAUGUUAGAAUUUGGACGAGAGACAACUGAAAGGAAAGAGGUCUGGUGCACGAAGAAAGUGAAAACGCGUCUGUACAAGCGGAGCGUUGGUUGAGAAUCGAACGAAUUACAUGCGUGCAAUUUGUAGUGUAUCAUGUGCAAGAAAACCCGUAUUAAACGGAUGUCCAAGGUAGUACUUGAAUGAAAACUGAUCGGGUUGUAUAGACGACACGAACCAGACAGAGGAAAAUAUUGAAACUGUUGAAAGGUGGCCCCGGCUCCCCCUCGUCGUAAACAAGUACUAUUAUUAUGUGAUCGCAGAUUAAAGAAGUAGGCCACGGAGGCGAAGUUAACAUGCACAGGCACUCGCUUCUUGUUUGAGAGGAUGUGAAGAUGAGUAAGCUUCUACUUGUUAGUUCUUAAUUAUAAGUAACAAAUUUCAAUUUGUGAUCGUGAGAAGAAAAUUGAGCUUCAUUGUCGUCGAAUGCAUUUUAGUAUCUAAUUCUUAAAAAAAGGGCGGAAUUGUAGAAGAAGAACAUGGGAUUGGCUUCUCGAUUCGCCUCAGCUGGCCGUAGCGGCCGCGUCCUCCCUCGGGUAGGCGGAUUUUCACAGCGUCACGUAUAUAAUCCGGAAGCGAUCAACAACUUGUCUUCAUCCUCCAGAAUCCUGCAACCAUGUCAACCACUUCAACGCUCUCAAGAUCAUCUUGUAGGAAAUCGCUAUGCUGCUGGGUCAUCGAAUUUUACUAUUGAUUUUGUGACGAGAAGAUCUUUCGCAUCUACCAGCGGCAACAAGAUGAAGAACGAAGCAGGUGUAGAUAUUGCAGAAGGGUUAAGCGUUCCGCAUUUCAGGAAGGGCGGCUCGCGGCUGAUCAAAAAGGAAGCUGCAGCCGGAAGCGAGGCUGCAGAGAAUCAGAAUGUUGAAGUCCGUCAGGAACUGGUUCGAAAGCCGAGCGUCAAAGUAUUACAUACACCAACAAACUACAACUAGGAACGCCGAUAUUGAAGUAAAAUUUUGAUUUUUGGUUUGACUAAAAGAAAAAUCCACGACGGACGAAGGAAAGACUGUAAGUCUGAUCUGAUCAUAGAUAAAGAAGAUUCAGGGUCAAAAAUACAAAUAUCUAUAAUGCUAAAAUGUUUCAGCUGACGGACAUCCAAUAUGGUCCGAAUACCUAUGCUCUACCGAUGGUGAAUCAUUUGUGGACGAAGCCAGAGAUAGAGAAGAGAUUGAAGAAUCAGCCGCAAUUUCAACCCAUUACGAUGAUGGACAAGGCCAUGUACCACCUGGUGAAGACAGUUUUGUACCGGGGUUUCAACUACUUUUCCGGAUUCAACUACGAGAACCCGACGGUGAAAUCCUGCGAAUUCAGGUUGAUCUUGCUCGAGUCGAUUGCGGGCGUUCCCGGGAUGGUGGCAGCUGUCAUCCGCCACUUCAACAGCUUGCGCACCUUGAAACGAGACCACGGCUGGAUUCACACUUUGCUGGAAGAAGCGCAGAACGAGCGAAUGCACUUGCUAGUGUGUAUGCGCACGUUCGAAGCUGGCCUGCUCACUCGCUUGAUGGUUUUUGGGGCGCAGUUUGUGAUGGUGCCAUUUUUGACGACUUUGUACAUCGUCCAUCCCCGCUCGUUGCAUCGUUUCGUGGGCUACCUGGAGGAAACUGCCGUCAAAACGUACACGGACUUAAUCAGAUUGACGCAAACGGAAGGAACGCAUUUGCACAAGAAGUGGGCUACUUUAAAAGCUCCAGAUCUCGCCAAAGCCUACUGGAACCUGGACGAUGAUUAUGACUGACACAACAUUGUUAACAUGAGCAUUAUCAUUAAUGUAGAUGCAUAAUCAAAACGAGAUGAAGAAGGCUACAACUGUUGAGUCUCCACUGAGUUGUUUUAUCUAACCACAUAUGUAAAGUGCGCGUUUUGAUGGUCAUGACUACAUGUGAUCAAAAACAAAAGGUCUCUUUCAGCACUUUAUACGACGCGUAGUUGAUUGUUAAGUAGACUAGACAUGGAGGCGAGAAGAGUUGAUCUUCAUCUUGAUCUUUUUGAUCCUUUAUUCUAGAUUUAGAUACUUUAUCAUACAUUUCUAAUCAUCUGCCAUGUGGAUUGAAGUAUUGGAGAAUUUGAUGGCGGAUGAGACGAACCAUAGGGACGUGAACCACAAAUUCGCUAACAUGGAUGCGGACGAACCCAACCCUUACAUCGAGAAGCAUAUCGAAGACAUCGCAAACUUCGACCAGCGCGAAGGGAAGUUUUUUGCGACUGAUGCGCAGACAACAUCAGUUGUUUCUGGAGAACAAAAUCAAAAGCAAAAGGCGUCUUCGUAAAUAAGACUGGAGAAAACUCGCGGCGCAAUGAAGAAGAAUAAAUUUGAACUUGAACUCAAUGCAGGACUACACAAAUUAGCACAAUUAGAGACCGAUAAGGAACAAGAAACCGCGUGCAAUAUUGAAUUGAGUGUUGGAUAAUUUUCCUUUCUGUUUUACUUUUCAGACUAGUACAAAAAGAAGAACAACAAGAACAGAAGCACGGUUGGCGGAACAUUUACAGGCAGCAUUGCUGAUGCUGCCGUCCAAAGUUCCACCUAAUGUACUAGAGGUAUUAUACUUAAAACUGAAAAUGUCGAUGUUGUUCGAACUCCAAGUAACAAUGAUCUUGUGAAGAUAAUAUGAUGCGGAUUAGUUGUUGUAUACUCGGUAUGAAAUGCCCCCGACGAUCAUUGGGUUUCUUAGUCAAUAAUUCUGCGAUAACUUAUGGUUAUGUAUGAUUUUCAAAAGAUAAAGAUGUUAUUGUUAAUAAAUGAACCCAAUCUCAGAAUUCGUUCCUACGGUCAUUCAGAAUAAUGGCAUCAGGAACGCACACAUGACAUGACAUUGACUUGAUCGCCAUCCCCUUGAGUAUGCCAAUCUGAUAUCAAUGCACAAACAUUGAGUCCACUAAGUACAAGUAGAUCCAGAUCCGCAGAGGAAAACAGAGGUAGACGAUUUAUUGUGAUUGGUCGAAAUUCGGAGGAAGUAGCCCGGCUCGGCCUAGAAAGCUCUGCUGUUGUAUUCGCUUCAAGGCAGCUAGCAUUCAGAUGAUGUAGAAGCUGAAGCUCUACUGAGAGAAGAUAUCACCAUCAUGAUAAUUAUCAUUAUUUUUAUUUUUGUUUACACAUAGUGACAUGAAUAUGAAUUGGAAUGAUAGCUAGUAGAAAAAGAAGUUCAAACAGACGCUGGCGCGAAUUGUUGGACUCACGGUAUGUGCAUGCAUUGUUAGAUAUUUCAGAUGUUUAGCAGUGAUGAUUUUCAUCUUGUUUUGUGAAGCCAAAGCUACAGUGCCACUUAUCAUGUUGGCCUUCCUACAUGGACUAUCUUCCGCUUUCCUUCAAGCAAGAAAGAGCUCGUCGGCAAUCUGAUGCUGGUAGUAAAUUAACUGAGGAACAGCCGUUGAAUGUGAAGAGAAUCAAGUGUGAUUAACAACGAGCACAGUUUCCUAGUGAUUUAGUAGAUUCGUGUACAACCGAGUCUAAUGUGAUCACCGUGAUUGCGGCCUAUCGUAACAAGUAAUAUCCGAUUACGAUUUUGCCUUGUUAUAAUAUGUAAGCAAGCUUGGGAUAACCAGCAAGAAGAUGAAGAUAUCCAUCUACCUAGUUUUACUUUUACCAGCACGGACAAUUUAAGUACGUAGUUUCUUUGUUACAUGAUCAUCGUGUCAACGACGAGGCACGAUAGAAUUAGCUAGAUGCUCAAGGUACAGAUCGCAAAGUACCAAGUAGCACUGUCGUCAACUAUCGGGCUUGUCAACAUAAAGAAAACGUGACAAAGAAGGCGCUCCUUCAAGAUUAAAGUGGGGGCGAUGGAUGUUCAGGCUUCUUCAAGUACGAGUCGGGUGUCACAAUACACAGCAUAAAUUCCCUACUGCCGUUACAUGUAUGUUUCUCAACGUCUAAUCGGUUCCUAGACUAGGAAAACGAAACAGUGAUGACAAGGAAGCUGG
Messenger RNA from Amoebophrya sp. A25, 4099 nucleotides. The record is from the annotation of a GenBank genome assembly. NCBI's taxonomy places the organism in Eukaryota, Dinophyceae, Syndiniales, Amoebophryaceae.